Messenger RNA from Paralichthys olivaceus (Japanese flounder), 5750 nucleotides. RefSeq names its product matrix metallopeptidase 16b (membrane-inserted) (gene mmp16b). NCBI's taxonomy places the organism in Eukaryota, Metazoa, Chordata, Actinopteri, Pleuronectiformes, Paralichthyidae. Gene Ontology annotation, molecular function: zinc ion binding; metalloendopeptidase activity. The record is from RefSeq and is a predicted model, not a curated record. Gene Ontology annotation, biological process: collagen catabolic process; proteolysis; extracellular matrix organization. Gene Ontology annotation, cellular component: extracellular matrix; plasma membrane.
UAGCCCCUGAUGUAAAUAAGGAUGGCGAGGCCAGCGCGUCUAACGUGCCGCGUUAUCUCUGCUUGACAUCGGAACAUUUCACGCCGUCGGGAUUUAUUUUUUUGGAAGAAAAACAAAACGCGCGGUGCUUUUCUUUUUAUUCCGUCUGAAUCUGCCUUGACAGCUCGCCCGAUGGUUUUCGUUUGACACAAGAGCCAAGAGCAGACGGGCGGCUUCUCCUCAUAAACACUCGGGAAAAACGGGUCAUUAUGACCUUAGUAUCCCCCAGUAAAAGAAAACCAUCGGAUUGCUUUUACGCGGCAGCAUUCUGCUUGCUUUCCUCGCUUUGGAUUCCGGGCGCCGUGUCCGGAGAGGAGGAUCACCACUUCAGCGUUGAGGGAUGGCUACAGAGGUAUGGCUACCUUCCCCGCACAGAACCGGGAAUGUCUGUCCUACGCUCGGCACAAACCUUGCACUCAGCCAUCGCUGCCAUGCAGCGUGUCUAUGGUCUCAAUGUCACAGGGACACUGGAUGAGAAAACCAAGGAUGAUAUCACGCUGAGUUGGAUGCAAAAGCCUCGCUGUGGAGUUCCGGACAAAAUCAAAAGUGCUUCGAGGUCGCGUUCGCGGCGGUAUGCACUGACAGGACAGAAGUGGCAGCGUACACACAUCACCUACAGCAUUAAAAAUGUCACGCCGAAGGUGGGCGCCCGGGAGACUCAUGAUGCUAUACGGCGGGCGUUUGACGUCUGGCAGGGUGUGACUCCCUUACGAUUUGAGGCCGUUCCAUACAGUGCCCUGGAGACUGGCAGGCGUGACGUGGACAUCACCAUCAUCUUCGCUUCGGGUUUUCACGGUGACAGCUCACCCUUCGACGGGGAGGGGGGAUUCCUCGCACACGCCUAUUUCCCCGGACCAGGCAUCGGAGGGGACACACACUUUGACUCAGACGAGCCCUGGACCCUGGGGAACCCCAACCAUGAUGGUAACGACCUGUUCUUGGUUGCGGUUCACGAGUUGGGCCACGCCCUUGGUCUGGAGCACUCCAACGACCCCACUGCUAUCAUGGCUCCUUUCUACCAGUACAUGGACACAGAGAACUUCAAACUACCUCACGAUGACCUGCAGGGCAUCCAGAAAAUCUAUGGUCCACCAGACAGAUCACCGCAGCCUACCAGGCCCCCACCCACGGUCCAGUCGCCUCGCUUCCACCCUCCCUCGGACCCCCGCAAGCAUGACCGCCACGCCAGACCCCACCGCCCUCCACAAGGGGCCAAGCCCUCCAACCCCAACUCCAAACCCAACAUCUGUGACGGAGGCUUCAACACCCUGGCCAUCCUGCGACAGGAGCUUUUUGUGUUCAAGGACCAAUGGUUCUGGAGGGUUCGGGAUAACUCGGUGGUCCCUGGUUACCCCAUGCAGAUCAACUACUUCUGGAAAGGCUUGCCUCCCAAAAUUGAUGCCGUCUAUGAAAACAGUGAAGGGAAAUUCGUAUUUUUUAAAGGAAACCGUUUCUGGGUCUUCAAGGACACAACUCUCCAGCCUUCGUACCCUCAGGACAUCUCGCUGUUCGGGAGCGGCAUGCCCACUCAGAGCAUCGAGACAGCUGUCUGGUGGGAGGAUGUCGCCAAAACCUACUUCUUCAAAGGAGACAGAUACUGGAGAUACAAUGAGGAUAUGAGGACCAUGGACCCAGGUUAUCCCAAACCCAUCACCAUCUGGAAGGGCAUCCCUGACUCUCCACAGGGGGCUUUUGUGGACAAGGCCAACGGCUACACCUACUUUUACAAGGGGAAGGAGUAUUGGAAGUUCAACAACCAGCUGCUUCGCGUGGAGCCCAGCUACCCAAGGUCCAUCCUGAGGGACUUCAUGGGCUGCGACGGCCUCCCCGCAGACCCCGACUGGGACUGGAGCCCCCCGGCGGCAGAAGAGCGCCACUACGACAGCGGCGACGUGGACGUUGUCAUCAAACUGGACAGCGUGGGGGGCACGGAGAAAGCAGUGGCCAUCGCCAUCCCCUGCGUCCUGGCGCUGUGCAUGAUGGUCCUCCUCUACACCGUUUUCCAGUUCAGGAGGAAGAGCACGCAGCGCCACAUACUGUACUGCAAGCGCUCCAUGCAGGAGUGGGUCUGAGGAUCUGACUGUUGCAUAGGGAAGGAUGUGAAGCUCUGUUAAAGGUCUAGUUAUUGCUCGAAGCCCUAAGUACUGUAAUUGGAGGCACUUUAAAGGGUGCAGUACGUGAGGAUUGCCAUGUUGGCAGAUUUUAAAAAUUGCUUUCACGGAAAAACGUGCAGGCUGUAAGGAGGCAAAACGAUCAGCAGAACUCAACUGAACACAGUGAGGGAGCCACUUCUCCUAUGUCCAGCUAAUAUGUAUGUAUCUGCUUUUUUCUGUAUCUUGGAAUGAACUCAAUUAAGUGAGACAGAGUUAAGCUCCUGUAAGUGGGACCUUUGUCUAUCCUCAUCUCUGCACGUCGCUUAAAAAGCCCCUAGCACUAACUUCAGUGGACAAAUUAGAUAUAGGCUUCUUCUUUACCAUUUCUUAAUUAAAAAGCCCUGAGCUCUGCUUUUUUUUUUUAAUUUAGGGUCCCUGUAAAAGAUGAUUUAUUGUGUGGAGGACUGAUACACAAACCAAAUAUGACCUUUUCUUCCAAAGAGGAUUACUGCUCGAUGUUGUUUUUUUGAUGGGAUAUUUUUCCUCCACGGAACGAGCAUUGUGGCAUCAUGCUCCGAUUUUCUUUUUUUGCCAUUUCUAUUCAUAUCCACCCGUCUGCUCUGUAAUCUGUGGGGAUGGGAAGCAGCCGUUAGUAAGAGGUGGGAACUCAAGACGGUUGUGGCGGUCUGUCUCCAAAACAGGGGCCAAAAACCUCUCUGCAAUAUUAAUGAGACUGCCUUAAUCACAGAUUGCUUAAACUCCCCUUCUCUUUCUCUCUCUGUUUCUCUGGUGACGGGGGACCGAGCGACGCAGCAGGAAUACAAACAAAAUAUGAAGGCGUUGAUCAGAUCCCAUAAUGCAACUUGACAACCAGUGGUUAAGGACAGUUUGAUCCACCAUUGCUCCAUUGCUUUUAAAAAAGCUGUGCUAAAUACUGCGUGGCGUUCACUGGAGGGUGUGAGAGAGACGGCGAAGGUUAGUUGUGUGCGCGUGUGAAAGGGAGAUUAAUUACCCACAUUAUAUAUGUACUGGACUCUGGUGUCAGUUAUUGAACAGCCAACAUCCUGCUUCCCUUGCUUUCCUGCCAGGUUUGGAUGCUUAUACUCCAAACAAGUCUCAGUCCGUGGGUCUUAAGCAACUUUACUGAUCCAUAUUUUGUUUAGUUUUCGAUUUUCGUACAAAGUUUUGUAAGUUUACAUGAUACUUGACAUCGCACAGGACAAAGUGAGGAGGAGGAGAAAAGGAGAGGAAAAAAACGAUAGGUGUCCAUUUUCCCCCCGUUUUUUAAAUAAUAGAAGAAAAUCCACUCUGCAUAUCUAGUUAACAGCAGCCAGUGCUUUUGCUCAGUUGCUCCAUCUUUUCACCAAGUUUUAUCAAAUAAUUCUACUUUUCGAGGAACUAUAAAGCAAAAUAAUUAUUGUAAAAAAAGACAAAAAGGAAAAAAAAGUCUAAACACUAAGAUGAAUUAAUCAGUAUUAAUAAAGAAAAUUAAUUAAACAACAUAAAACUGGUUUUGGUGGCAUGAUCAAUAAUUGGACCAGGGUAUUUUAUGCACUGUAAUGACAAUUAACCGCCAUACUAAAAAUACACAUACAUUAAUUAAUUACUAAUAAAUAUCUAUAGAACUACUCUAACAUUGCUGAUAUUUACAGACGUAUUGGAAAAACAAAACCAGCAAAAUCUUUUUUUGAUUUCGCACAUAUAUAUCAUGUAAUAUGACGUUACACAUAUAUAUCAUACAUACAGUAUAUGUUAACAAUUUAUCAGGUAAGUAUGAACGACAACAUGGUAGAUUUUAUAUCUGAGGUGAGAUGGAGCUAAACUGAGCAGAAGCUUUUUCUCUCCCCAUGUAUUCUGAUAAAUGCAGCGCACAGCCUGGAUCAUCAUGAAAUAUAUUGUGUCGUUAUUGCCUUUGGUUGCCUAGCAUACAUGUAAUGAGAGCCCCCCCCCCCCAGAUAACGUGUCUGUGAGAGUUCAUGACAUGAUUUGUUUUAUAUCUGUGCUCCAUGGUUCUUUUAAUUCUUUUACUUGAAAAUGGUCACCGGACAUCAGCGGCAGGAUAUCUGACGUAAGCUUCCGUUGAGAUUAAAGCAACACUAAGUAGCUUUUUACUGAGCAACAGCGCCCUCUGCAGCCACAUGUGUUAAAAUAUGUUGGGCUCCGUGUCUGAGUGAUUCAUUGAUUUUAAUGAAAACGAAAAACAAAGUAUGAGGUAAAACUCCAUAAACUGAAACACAAGUAAAUGGUGGACAAUAGCCAUGAUGCCUCGCUGAAUAUUGGAGAUAAAUGCUGUUUUUUAAUUCAUUCUAAGUCUUUUUUAACUGAUCUACAGCUCGGCAUUAUUCUUGAGAUUGCUGGGUCUGAUUCUGGCAAUUUAAGCUGCGGCUAUCAGUCACAAAUCUCACAAGAGAUCAUACCUGCCCAUUCAAGUAACCUAUUGGUGAAGGGGGUGGAACGUCACCAUGCAGCUAUUUUAAGGUAAAUCAAAAAAGUUACAUGGUGUUGCUUUAAGUCAAUGCCAUCGUAGAACAUAUCAGAGAGGAAAUCUGAGUCAGUGGUUUGAAGUUAUCAAUGUUGUUUUCUCUCAUCAUCAUUUAUUAGGGGAAGAUACCUAAAAAGUAAAAAAGGGCAAUGCAUGUCAUUGUAAACUAAGAUGUCACACUGACGGAUCAUCCGGACGCUAUUGUACUAGUCAGUCUUUCUCUUUGUGGUCAAAUAAAGUGACUGGUCAGCGUCGCAGGUUCCUGCCUGUCAUCUGUUACUGGCUUCCAGUCUGUUCUCCCCCCACUUUCGAUCUUCAGGCGAUUCUCAAAGGGAAGUAAACAUUUAAAAAGGAAGGUGCUGAAAUGCUGUGCAUUAAGGUGGAAACACAAAACCUUUGGCUCAGUGUCAUACGGACGUCUCAUAUGAGUUUGUGUGUUUGUGGUCCGGGGUCUGAUGGCUCCAUCGAGUGUGAGUUAAAGACGGCCAGUGAGGCGAGUCCGUACUGUAUUUAUUGCUGUAUUUAUUCAUCUGUGCUCAGCACUUCAGAUCUCAAGAAACCGCCAAUAAAGUUUGUUUGAAAUGCAAUGAUUUUUUUUCCCCUCACUGCUACAGAGUAAUCCUCCUCCUUCUGUUACUGCCUCAACAAACAAUUCACCUGGUGUGAAUGUUUAUUUCCAUCACUGAGAGGUAAAACACAUUUACAUUGGUCCUUUUGAUACUUAAAUCCACCUCCGGCAUUUUAAAUGUGGACUUAGGUGUAAGCGUGAAGUCUCAAGGCUCCGACCCCGUCCUCCGUUCAUCGCCAGACUCUUCAGUGCUUUCUGUGUUUGCCUUGACUCAUGCUGCUAAGCAGUAGGGCUAACCUGGAGUGUCGUUAAAGGAAGUAGAUUGGGCUGAAUAGACCGAGGUCGAUACACCAGAGAGGCAAGGGUGCAGAAGAAUGAGCGAUUUUGCAGAUGAGCUCUUAUACACGGACUCGUGGUGCGUGCACUCCGAGGCAUAGUGUCUGAGAAAUGAACAUGAGAUGUACAUAAACACAGAGUGUAUACUGUCUGCUUGGGAGAGUUUUGUUUUUAAUCCAUCAUGAUCCAUGGAUAAAGAAAAUGCUGUGUGUUGUAAAUAAAACAAGUGCAU